This is a messenger RNA of Zasmidium cellare ATCC 36951, 1794 nucleotides long. RefSeq lists its product as uncharacterized. The coding region runs from base 1 to 1794 and encodes 597 amino acids. Gene Ontology annotation, molecular function: phosphoglycerate dehydrogenase activity; NAD binding. Gene Ontology annotation, biological process: L-serine biosynthetic process. NCBI's taxonomy places the organism in Eukaryota, Fungi, Ascomycota, Dothideomycetes, Mycosphaerellales, Mycosphaerellaceae. The record is from RefSeq and is a predicted model, not a curated record. The transcript is spliced from 2 exons.
AUGGCCCAGCAAGGCACAGCCAAUGGCGGCGAGCGACCCAAGGUCUUGAUCCCCGAGAAGGUAUCUCCAGAUGGCCUGAAGCUGCUGCAAGCGUCCCUGGACGUCCAUGAGCGCAAGGGUCUGUCACCGGAGGAGCUACUCGACAUCAUCGGCGACUACGAGGCUCUCAUCGUCCGUUCAGAGACCAAGGUCAACGCCAAGCUACUACAAGCGGGCAAAAAACUUCGAGUGGUUGCCAGAGCUGGUGUUGGUGUUGACAAUGUCGAUCUCGAGACCGCCACCAAGCUCGGUGUCAUUGUGGUGAACUCACCGCAAGGCAACAUCAAUGCCGCCGCCGAGCACACGAUCGCCCUACUCAUGGCGACUGCCAGGAACAUUGGCGACGCAAGCGUCAGCAUCAAGUCUGGCAAGUGGGAAAGGAGCAAGUUGACGGGUGUUGAAGUCAAGGGCAAGACAUUGGCCAUAGUUGGACUUGGCAAAGUCGGUCUCACUGUAGCACGUGCCGCAGGCGGACUUGGAAUGAACCUCAUCGGCUACGACCCCUAUGCAAACGUCAACCUCGCAGCGGCAGCAAAUGUGGAAAUUGUGUCAACCAUGGACGAGUUGUUCGAGCAAGCCGACUUCCUGACCAUUCACACGCCUAUGAUAGCUUCCACCAAAGGUAUGAUUAGCACAGCCGAGCUUUCAAAGAUGAAGAAGACUGCCAGAGUCCUCAAUGUCGCUCGAGGUGGUAUCAUCGACGAAAGUGCUCUGCUCUCGGCUCUCGAGUCCGGGACGAUUGGAGGCGCCGGUCUGGAUGUCUUCACCUCCGAACCACCACAAGCGGAUGAUGCUGCAUCAAAGUUGAUCAAGAACCCAAAAGUCGUGGCCACGCCUCACCUUGGAGCCUCGACCGUGGAAGCUCAAGAAAAUGUGUCGAUCGAUGUCUGCGAGCAAGUGCUUUCAAUCCUCUCAGGCCAAUUACCUCGCUCUGCUGUAAACGCUCCCAUCAUCAUGGCCGAAGAGUACCGUACCUUGGCUCCGUUCGUCACUCUCCUGGAGCGAAUGGGCUCGCUAUAUACAUCCUAUUUCGGUCCAUCGAACUCAGCACAACGUCUACGCACCACAUUCGACUUGACUUACGAAGGAACGCUGGCUUCCACCAACACCACCAAGCCACUCUUCGCCGCUCUGAUCAAAGGUCUUGUAGCGCCAAUCACCAGCCAGGAGAACACCAACAUCAACAUCGUCAACGCCGAACUCAUCGCCAAAGAGCGAGGCAUCCUCAUCAACGAAUCUCGUGCAAGAGAUCGUGAUGUCGAGGGUCGUGAGGGUUAUUCUGCGUCUGUCACUCUGCGUGCACGACUCGAUCCCCGCUCUCCCUCUGCAUCUCGUGCCCCUCGUCAGGAUCCAUUCAAAGACGCUGCUGGCAACCGUGCCAAGAAGCUUGAGGACCAGAUCAUCUCCGGCUUCGUUUCCAACAACACGCCAUAUAUCUCUCGCCUAGGUCGUUUCUCCACGUCAUUCGUCCCAGAAGGCGUCCUUCUCAUCUGCAGAAACUUCGACGAACCUGGCAAGAUCGGUACUGUAGGUGGAAAAUUGGGCAAGGCGGGCGUGAACAUCCGUUUCAUGAGCGUCGCACCUAUCGACGAGGGCCUGAAGAACAACGGCGGACUCUCAGCAGACGCCAGUGCCAAUGGCAAGGAGAACGAGGCGCUCAUGAUCUUGGGUGUUGAUCGCCAAGUCGACGAGAAUGUUAGGAAGGACCUGUUGAGCGAGGACGGAGUCUUGGAGGCUGCUUCGGUGACGCUUUGA